Sesamum indicum (sesame) is the source of this 3102-nucleotide messenger RNA. RefSeq names its product switch 2 (gene SWI2). The record is from RefSeq and is a predicted model, not a curated record. Gene Ontology annotation, molecular function: ATP binding. NCBI's taxonomy places the organism in Eukaryota, Viridiplantae, Streptophyta, Magnoliopsida, Lamiales, Pedaliaceae.
CUGGUCGGCGACGGCGAGUUGGCGGUUGGUUACAAUAAGCUGAAAAUAAACACACUGGAUUUCAACAUACUCUUUCUCUCUUUCAAAAUUUCUGACCAUCUCCAUCCAUUCGUCAUGUCAUUCAACGCUUUCAAAGAGGCACUCAGGCCCUGCAAAACCAAUUCUUCAUCUUCAUCCUCCUCUUCUUCACAAAUUCAAAUUCCCCUAGAGUUUGACUCCUCAAUUGUAUCGAGAAAGCCCCCUAAAUCCUCCCUCACUCGUCAGCUUUUGCGCCUUCAGGAAGAUACUGCUUCCCGUCCGCAAAUCCAACUGAAAAGCUUACGGAGAGAGUUCAAUUUGAAUUCUAGCAGUGAAAAUGAUGAUAUUUGUAGAGCUGAGGAGGAGAAAGGGAAGGAAAGUGGACAGGAAGAUCCCAAGUUGGAGUCUUUUCGUCACCUUGACCACGCUGGACAUUAUGAGCCUCUUGUUCUGUCUCUACCGGGCGAAAUUCCUGUGGUACAGGUUCCUGCUUCUGUAAAUAGUAGACUUCUGGAACAUCAGAGAGAAGGAGUGAAGUUUUUGUAUAAUUUGUACAGGAACAGCCAUGGAGGAAUUCUAGGAGAUGACAUGGGAUUGGGAAAGACCAUUCAGACAAUUGCUUUCUUGGCUGCUGUUUUUGGAAAGGGUUCAGAGCCUGACUUAACACCUCAGAAGGGAAAACUGAAGAAGGGUCCUGUACUGAUCAUUUGCCCAAGUUCUGUUAUUCUUAACUGGGAAAGUGAAUUUUCUAAAUGGUCCACAUUUAGUGUUUCUGUUUACCAUGGGCCAAAUCGUGAUUUAAUAAUGGACAAACUAGAAGCAAAUGAUGUUGAGAUUCUUAUAACCAGCUUUGACACAUAUAGGAUACAAGGAAGCAUUUUGUCAGAUAUCCAGUGGGAGAUUGUGGUUAUUGAUGAGGCACAUAGACUUAAGAAUGAAAAAUCGAAACUGUAUAUAGAAUGUUUGAAGAUUAGAACCCUGAAGCGAUAUGGUCUUACAGGAACUAUAAUGCAGAACAAAAUAAUGGAAUUAUUCAAUCUAUUUGACUUGGUGGUACCUGGUAAGUUGGGGACACGGGAACAUUUUCGAGAAUUUUAUGAUGAACCUCUCAAGCAUGGGCAGAGGUCAAGUGCUCCACAACGAUUUAUCCAAGUUGCUAAUGAGAGAAAAGAACACUUGUUGUUAGUACUACGAAAAUAUAUGCUUAGAAGGACAAAAGAAGAAACGAUAGGGCAUCUUAUGAUGGGGAAGGAAGAUAAUGUUGUAUUUUGUGCCAUGAGUGAGUUGCAAAAACGGGUUUAUCUCAGGGUAUUGCAGCUACCUGACAUCCAAUGUCUUGUUAAUAAGGACCUUCCAUGCAGUUGUGGGAGCCCUCUUAAACAAGUUGAAUGUUGCAAAAGGACAGUUCCAAAUGGUCUUGUCUGGCCUUAUCUUCAUAGGGAGAAUCCGGAGGGUUGUGAUUCUUGCCCUUUUUGCCUUGUCCUUCCAUGCCUGGUCAAGCUUCAGCAGAUAAGCAAUCACCUGGAGCUUAUCAAGCCUAAUCCAAAAGAUGACCGAGAGAAGCAAAGCAAGGAUGCAGAAUUUGCUGCUGCUGUAUUUGAUAUUGAUAGUGAGUUAGUGGGAGGUACCAGCCAAAAUGAUAGUUUCGUGGGUGUGAGUGAUGUUAGACAUUGUGGAAAAAUGAGAGCUUUGGAGAGAUUGAUGCAUUCCUGGAUUUCCAUUGGUGACAAGAUUCUUCUCUUCAGUUAUUCAGUGAGGAUGCUGGAUAUACUUGAAAAGUUCAUAAUACGCAAAGGCUAUAGCUUUUCAAGACUAGAUGGUUCUACUCCAGCUAGUCAGCGCCAGUCUCUUGUAGAUGACUUUAACUCAAGUCCAAGUAAACAGGUAUUCCUGAUUUCGACUAGAGCUGGUGGACUUGGUCUAAAUCUUGUUAGUGCAAAUCGGGUAGUAAUAUUCGAUCCAAACUGGAACCCUGCUCAGGAUUUACAGGCGCAAGAUCGGUCAUUUCGUUUUGGUCAGAAACGGCAUGUAACUGUUUUCCGUCUUCUUGCAGCAGGUUCUCUUGAGGAACUUGUCUACAUGAGGCAGGUAUAUAAGCAACAGUUAUCAAAUAUUGCUGUUGCUGGGAAAGUGGAAAAGCGAUACUUUGAAGGCGUACAGGAUUGCAAGAAGUUUCAGGGCGAGCUGUUUGGUAUCUGCAAUUUGUUCCGUGAUCUUUCUGAUAAGCUUUUCACAAGUGAGAUCCUGGAAUUCCAUGAGAAAGAAGAAAAAGAAUACAAUCACAUUCGUAAUGCUGAGCUUGACUUGACUGAACUUGGCAUCGAUUUUGAUCCUCAGAAAAAAACAGCUGCUAGGAAAUCAGUGAUAUAUGCAAGUAAUGAUCCUAAGGAUAAGAGGAAGACAAGACUCAAUCCAGUGCUUGAAGAUCUUGGUGUUGUAUAUUCUCAUCGCAAUGAAGACAUUGUUAACUUUGGAUCUGGGAUCCAGGUGGAGGGAAAACCGAGCAUGGGCUUAAAGGAAGAUGUGAAUCAGCCAUGCUCCCCUGCUGAGGAAAGAAAAGAAUCAGAUGCAGAUGAAGUUGGAGUAAAGGAGACUUCUGAAGUUUCUGAUUCAUCCAAGAGAAGGAAAAGUGACCAUUGCAGCCUUCUUGCUCUGCUCAUGGGCAUGGAGGAGGUUGAAUUAAACAAGUUAUUACUUUCAGAUCCUCCAGAGUGUCAAGAACCGCUUCAGGAAAAUGAGGAUCAGAUUCCUAAUGGCUGAGAAGUCUUCUUUCUUUGUGCUUGGCAAAUCCCCACUGUUUCAAAUUUGCAUAGAUGUACAGGUAAUGUUAUCUCUUUGAACCAGAUAUGUACAUUGUAGUUGUGGUCAUUGUAAGCUGGAAAAAAGUGACAUUGUUGUCAAUAUGCUAUGUGGUAUGAUUUAAUGUUUUGAGUAUGAUGUUAAGAAUGUUAGUUUCUCUGUAACACACCGGUCAUGGUGGGCACAUUGAUCAAGAAUGCCUUGUUGGCAUGUUUGCUAAAGUGAGUCCCAAACCUGAAACUGUUGUGUACCUUGGAAUUAAAAGUCAAUUGCACUUUCAUUCAA